Paramacrobiotus metropolitanus is the source of this 2102-nucleotide messenger RNA. Its product is annotated as kelch-like protein diablo. Gene Ontology annotation, molecular function: protein binding. The transcript has 6 exons. NCBI's taxonomy places the organism in Eukaryota, Metazoa, Tardigrada, Eutardigrada, Parachela, Macrobiotidae. The record is from RefSeq and is a predicted model, not a curated record. Bases 147 to 908 code for a protein of 253 amino acids.
GGCUUGCUACAGGAACGGCUUUUCUGUCGCGUUUCAUAAUACGAACUAUAAAACGGGAACAUCCGUACUUAGCUCUCUGCUUGUUCUGCAUCGUCCGCAUUUGUUGUUCUGUGCUUUGGUAGAGUGAUUCCACGUGACGUUCGAGGAUGUCAUCCAUUGGGGCUGGUGAACAGGUCGGCCAAACUGACCAUUGUUCUCAGAAAGAUGAGAGUGCCACGCGUAUUGGAGCUAGUAACGUGGAUUUGUGUCGCGAAUGGCAGAAACUGCGGGCUGCAAGAACGUUCUGCGAUGUGGAGCUGCGAGGUGCCGAAGCACAAUCUCCCAGGGUUCCUUGUCAUCGCAGUGUUCUCAGUGUGCAUAGUGUGUAUUUUCGCACCAUGUUUCUCUCCGGGAUGAAAGAGUCCAAACAGAAAGUCAUUCAGCUGCACAACAUUCCCCACGCUGUUCUGUCCGAGUUGAUUGACUACUGCUACAUGGCGGACCUGCUUCUCACCGAGAACAACGUACAGUCGCUGCUGAUUGCGGCUAUGUUUCUGGAUAUUGUCCCCGUCAUGGAUGCCUGCUGGAAAUUUAUGGAAGAUCAUAUGCAUGUCAAGAAUUGUCUGAUGCUGUAUUGUUUUGCCAGUUCCGAUGCUCACAAGAAUUCUGCACUGGCCGACAAAGCCAAAGAGUUGGUUCUCAGACAUUUUAUGAGCAUCUCGCAAGGACAGGACUUUCUGGAAGUGCCAAAAAAUACGGUAAUUGACCUGAUUUGUUCCGAUCGGUUAUGGGUUCCGCGGGAAGACGAUGUGAUGGUGGCCGUUGUUCGAUGGCUGCAGCACGAUUUCGAGCAGCGACGUGGGCACUUCUGGCAGAUUUUGCAGAACAUUCGGCAGUCAUAUCUCAGUCCGCAGUGCAGUGAUGACUAGCUGCUGGCCUGCAUGAAAGCGUUCAUGGAUUACCUUGACGCAGAAAAGGUUGUGCGGUCUGACGCCAUCGAAGCUCUGCAUUCGUUUGAUUAUCUAAAUGAAAUGCCGGGAUAUAUCAGACAGCCACCCUCUGUCCGCCACACUGCAAGAAAAUCGUAUGCCUUCGAGAAUAUUAUCGUUUGUGCCGGCGGCCGUCGUGAUUCGACCUCGGCAUCGCUGAUGGACAACGCAGAAUACUUCAACCCGCGGACUUCAAAGUGGAAAUGUUUAGCACGAUUACCGGAUAGCGCUGCCAAAGGUGGUUUGGCCAUCAUUAACAACGUCCUGUUCCUGUGCGGUGGCAUUAUCGGUCAACAGGACACGGAUGUGACAGCAAGGACAAUUCGCUAUAACAGCCUUUACGAUCACUGGAAUAAUAGGGCGUCGAUGCAAACAGCCCGUGGUGACCUCGGUGUUGCCAGCGCUGAUGAUCAUAUUUUUAUUUUGAUCAUAUGAUCAUAUUGGGUGGUCAUUGUGGCCUGGCUCACACUUUAGCCACAGUAGAGUGCUACAGUGUGACCAACAAUCAAUGGACGUAUGUGAAAUCUUUACCAACACCUUUGGUGAAGUUCGCGAUUGUCUGCUGCGAUGGUCAGCUGUUCGUGUUUGGAGGUUGCACGUCGCACGCACAGAUAGCUACCGAUUUGGCAUUCUGCUACCAGCCGACUUCGGAUAUCUGGAUUGAGCUGCCCAAGAUGCCUACGGCGCGCUACCGCGCUUCAGCCUGCGUCGGUUCUGAUGGAUGGAUUUACGUGAUUGGCAGAUGUGCCGGCAGUCCUGUGACCGCUUUAAGCUGUGUCGAGGCUUUUCAUCCGCGGACUAAACGAUGGGCCAAGAAAUGUGACAUGAAUCAUCAGCUGUAUUCCGUCGGCGCUUGUUGCAUCGGCGACAAAAUAUAUGUGCUGGGCGGCAUGAGGAAGUGAAGCUCAAAAAACGAUCGAUACGUAUGAUACAUUUUCGGAAACAUGGACGAUCAGUGAACACCAGCUACCACGGGGAAAAUGGGCCUUCGGCUGCGGGGUACUGGAGCACAACCAAGGGUUUCAUGUGUAAAUUGGCGAACUGAGUAGAAAGGCUAAGAGUGGACGCUCGAAAAAAUGUGCUGGUUUAUUCUGUUAUAUAUUGUAUGGUUUCUGCAAAGCGGUGUAACCAAGU